GAUACUUACAACGAAAUCAGCGCCUCUAGUGUCAAGAUUGGAUACUUCCUCUCUCGCGUCAAGGCCACGAAUUUACCGGAUCCCACAAGAAGAAAUCGUCAUGGGGGCCUACAAGUAUAUGCAAGAACUUUACAGGAAAAAGCAGAGUGAUGUGCUGCGCUUCCUCCUUCGUGUCCGGUGCUGGCAUUAUCGUCAGUUGUCUGCCAUCCACAGGGUUUCCCGCCCAACCAGGCCAGACAAGGCAAGGCGUCUUGGGUACAGGGCCAAACAAGGUUUCUGUAUCUACAGAAUCCGUGUGCGCCGUGGUGGUCGCAAGCGUCCAGUUGCCAAGGGUGCUGUCUAUGGUAAACCCGUGCACCAGGGAGUGAACCAACUCAAAUUCAACAGGUCUCACCAGUCUGUGGCUGAGGAGCGUGUUGGCCGCAAAUGUGGAUCCCUCCGUGUAAUGAACUCGUACUGGGUAGCCCAAGAUUCUACUUAUAAGUAUUUUGAGAUCAUCAUGGUUGAUCCCUUUCAUAAGGCCAUCAGGCGUUGCCCAGACCUCCAAUGGAUCUGUUCCUCCAAAGCCAAGCACAGGGAGAUGCGCGGUCUCACGUCAGCCGGGCGCAAAUCUCGUGGCCUCGGAAAGGGUCACGCCUACAACUCGACCAUUGGUGGUUCCCACAAGGCUGCCUGGAGAAGGAACAACUUCCAACAGAUGCACAGGAAGCGUUAAGUUCCUCGUGGAUUGGAUUCAAUUUUUUUUUUUUUUAAAUUCACUGUACCAUCCUAAUUUGGUAAGUGACCAGACAAAUAAAAUAAAUGAAGAGUUGAAUCCAUA
Messenger RNA from Lineus longissimus, 820 nucleotides. RefSeq names its product large ribosomal subunit protein eL15-like. NCBI's taxonomy places the organism in Eukaryota, Metazoa, Nemertea, Pilidiophora, Heteronemertea, Lineidae. The record is from RefSeq and is a predicted model, not a curated record. Gene Ontology annotation, molecular function: structural constituent of ribosome; RNA binding. The transcript has 4 exons. Gene Ontology annotation, cellular component: cytosolic large ribosomal subunit; ribosome. Gene Ontology annotation, biological process: cytoplasmic translation. The coding region runs from base 101 to 715 and encodes 204 amino acids.